Molecule: messenger RNA, 2286 nt
Organism: Saccharomyces kudriavzevii IFO 1802
Lineage: Eukaryota; Fungi; Ascomycota; Saccharomycetes; Saccharomycetales; Saccharomycetaceae
Gene: MEF1
Product: Mef1p
Exons: 1
Coding region: 1-2286 (761 amino acids)
Biological process (GO): mitochondrial translational elongation
Cellular component (GO): mitochondrion
Molecular function (GO): GTPase activity; GTP binding; translation elongation factor activity
Source: RefSeq, a predicted model, not a curated record
AUGAGUGUUCAGACAAUGAUGUGGGUACCUCGAACGACUUUUCGAGGCACCAUUCCUUUUUUUGCCAAUUCGAAGUUGUAUUCAGGUGUUUCAAGGAGGUCUUUCCAUGUGAGCUCACUAGCCCGUUCUACAUAUGAGGAAGAGAAAGCUUUGGUGGAUGAAAUACAACAGCAGCUGACAGUUACCGAUAUUGAACGAUGUAAGAAACUGCGUAAUAUAGGUAUAUCUGCUCAUAUCGAUUCCGGGAAGACUACUUUUACUGAACGUGUUUUGUACUAUACAAAAAGAAUCAAGGCCAUUCAUGAAGUUCGUGGUAGAGAUAAUGUUGGGGCUAAGAUGGAUUCCAUGGACCUUGAGAGGGAGAAGGGGAUCACCAUACAAUCUGCUGCCACCUACUGCUCUUGGGAUAAAGAGGGUAAAAACUACCAUUUCAAUUUGAUCGAUACUCCGGGCCAUAUUGACUUUACUAUCGAGGUAGAACGUGCGUUAAGAGUACUGGAUGGUGCUGUUCUUGUUGUUUGCGCUGUUUCAGGUGUUCAGUCCCAGACCGUGACUGUCGAUCGUCAAAUGCGUAGAUACAAUGUUCCUAGAGUAACUUUCAUCAAUAAAAUGGAUCGUAUGGGUUCGGAUCCCUUCCGUGCCAUUGAGCAACUUAAUUCGAAACUAAGGAUUCCAGCGGCUGCUGUACAAAUCCCCAUCGGAUCUGAAUCAACCUUAUCUGGUGUCGUUGAUUUAAUUAAUAAAGAAGCUCUUUACAAUAAGGGUGAUAAUGGUGAGAUCGUAGAAAAGGGACCAGUCCCUGAAGAGUUGAAACCAUUAAUGGAGGAAAAAAGACAACUACUGAUUGAAACUCUGGCUGAUGUGGAUGACGAGAUGGCUGAAAUGUUUUUGGAAGAAAUGGAACCCACUGUGCAACAGAUUAAAGAUGCUAUUCGUAGAGCGACAAUUGCCAGGUCUUUUACACCAGUUUUGAUGGGGUCUGCCUUGGCAAAUACCGGCAUUCAGUUUGUUCUAGAUGCUAUUGUGGAUUAUUUGCCUAAUCCGUCUGAAGUAUUGAAUACAGCGCUGGACUUAAACGAUAAUGAAGCCAAAGUGAAUUUGGUUCCUGCGGCGCAGCAGCCAUUCGUUGCAUUGGCAUUUAAAUUGGAAGAAGGUAAAUAUGGUCAACUAACUUAUUUUCGUGUCUAUCAAGGGCGUUUAAAAAAGGGUAAUUAUAUCACAAAUGUGAAAACUGGUAAGAAAGUCAAAGUAGCGAGAUUGGUCAGAAUGCAUUCCAACGAAAUGGAGGAUGUUGAUGAAGUUGGUUCAGGUGAAAUUUGUGCUACUUUUGGUAUUGACUGUGCUUCUGGUGACACAUUCACUGACGGCAGUGUCCAAUACUCUAUGUCAUCAAUGUAUGUCCCUGACGCCGUUGUCUCAUUGUCGAUUACGCCAAAUUCAAAAGACGCAUCAAAUUUUUCAAAGGCUUUGAACAGAUUUCAAAAGGAAGAUCCUACAUUUAGAGUUAAGUUCGAUCCUGAGUCUAAAGAAACAAUCAUUUCUGGUAUGGGUGAACUGCACCUGGAAAUUUACGUUGAAAGAAUGAGACGUGAAUAUAAUGCAGAUUGUGUCACUGGUAAACCACAAGUCUCUUAUAGAGAGUCCAUCACUAUACCGGCAGAUUUUGACUACACCCACAAGAAACAAUCUGGUGGCGCUGGUCAAUAUGGUAGAGUUAUCGGUACUUUAUCGCCGGUGGAAGAUAUUACUAAGGGAAACAUAUUCGAAACUGCUAUUGUCGGUGGACGUAUACCAGAUAAGUAUUUAGCAGCAUGCGGUAAGGGUUUCGAAGAAGUAUGUGAAAAGGGCCCACUGAUUGGCCACCGUGUUUUGAACGUUAAGAUGUUAAUCAACGACGGUGCCAUCCAUGCAGUGGAUUCUAAUGAAUUAUCGUUCAAAACUGCCACAAUGUCCGCGUUUCGUGACGCCUUCUUUAGGGCGCAACCAGUGAUUAUGGAGCCUAUUAUGAAUGUGUCAGUGACAUCACCCAACGAAUUCCAAGGUAACGUCAUUGGUUUAUUGAAUAAAUUACAGGCAGUGAUACAGGAUACCGAAAAUGGGCAUGACGAAUUUACACUAAAAGCAGAAUGUGCCUUGAGUACAAUGUUUGGCUUCGCGACAUCUUUAAGAGCCUCGACUCAAGGUAAAGGCGAAUUCUCGUUAGAGUUUAGUCACUACGCUGCAACGGCGCCUCAUGUUCAAAAAGAAUUGAUCUCUGAGUUCCAAAAGAAGCAGGCUAAAAAAUAG